AUGCCUCAAGCCCAGCCCGAGCUGAAAAAGGUAUCGCUCCGUCUCCGCCCGCCCAAAACACCCCCCUCCCCUCCCUCUGCAUCCUGCGCGCAGAAAGAUGUGUAUCUGUAUCUGUAUCUAUGUAUGUGUGUGUGCUGACUUCUCCUUCUUCUUCCUACUAGUACCUCGACAAGCGCGUCGAAGUGCAACUGAACGGCUCGCGCACCGUCAUGGGGACGUUGAGGGGGUAUGAUGUGAGUUCCUUACCCUUUCCCCCCUCCCCUUUCCCCUUUCGAGAGCGUCGAAAGGCUCGCUCGAGGGCCUGAAAGAAGGGAAACCACGAUGGAUAGGAAUUUUGCUGAUGUAUGUGGUGACCAGGUCUUCCUCAACAUCGUGCUCGACGAAGCGACGGAGACGAAGAGCGACGGGGAGAAAGUGCGGCUGGGCAUGUGUGUGAUUCGCGGGAAUUCGGUGGUGAUGAUGGAGGCGCUGGAUCGCAUUGAGAGUGAGCAUCGGGGGGGUGGGAGGUGA
Lecanosticta acicola is the source of this 510-nucleotide messenger RNA. The record is from the annotation of a GenBank genome assembly. NCBI's taxonomy places the organism in Eukaryota, Fungi, Ascomycota, Dothideomycetes, Mycosphaerellales, Mycosphaerellaceae.